GUCUCGAACCUGUUACAAGAACGAUAACUCGUGUUAAUAAGCAAUGUCAAAAAUAAGCACUUGAUGUCGAGGAUGAUUCUCUAUUUUCAUUGAGACAAUACAUACUACAGUAACGCAUCACUCAAACAAAAGAAACACCGCAUUGGAAUAGGAAGACUUAGAUGCAUAAAAUAGCUUAAAGGCACGAAAAGGUAGUUGACGACACCUUGAAAUCAUAACCAGAUAUGGCUUACUGUCAAGAAUAUGACCCGAAAGACUCGAACAACGAUAGUGACUUUUCCGUCAGUUAUAAAUCCAACAAGAUUUUGGUGGCAGCCAUUGAUUUUGGAACUACUUUUUCCGGUUACGCUUUUUCUUUCAAGUCUUGGUUUGAAACCGAUCCUAAUAAGAUCGUUACCAAUUCGACAUGGGUAGCUGGACAGAAGAAUUUGAUAUCAUUAAAAACACCAACAUGUAUCUUGUUACAACCUAAUAAAUCGUUUCACUCUUUCGGAUACGAAGCGGAGGAGAAGUAUGCAGAGCUAGCUUUAGAGGAAGAACAUGAAGACUGGUACUUCUUCAAGAGAUUUAAAAUGUCCCUAUUCAAUAAUACAACUUUGUCAAGACACACUGAGAUACCAGAUGAUUCAGGGAACAAGAAGAUGCCGGCACAAAUAAUCUUUAGUCACGGGAUACGGUUUUUGAAGAACCAUCUUGUAAAACAUCUUGAAUCUAGUCAUACAGGUCUAAAUGAAAGUGAUAUUCACUGGGUGCUCACUGUACCAGCGAUCUGGAAUGAUAGUGCUAAGCAGUUCAUGCGAGAAGCCGCUUCGCAGGCUGGAAUAAAAGACACUCAUUUGAUGAUUUCCUUGGAACCAGAGGCCGCAGCCAUGUAUUGCAGAAUACUUCCGGUGGAAAAGUUCGUUUCCGGUGGUGGCGGUAACUUGGGAGUUUUCAAACCUGGUUCAAAAUAUAUGGUUGCUGAUCUAGGCGGUGGCACUGUGGACAUAACUGUACAGGAAGUUCUGGAAAAGGAUAAUCUGAAGGAACUUCACAAGGCAAGUGGCGGGGCAUGGGGAGGGACAAAAGUAGAUGAAAAUUUUAUGCAGAUGAUCGUAAAAGUUGUCGGUGAGCCAGUUAUACAAAGGUUCAAGUGCGAUAGCAAAUCUGACGAACUUGAUCUUCUUCGGGAAUUUGAGAUCAAGAAACGUUCUAUCCGCCCCGAUGCCACUGGUAAAACUGCAUUCCGAAUACCUAUAUCUUUAACGGAAGCUUUCGAAGAGAUAAAUAACGGCGCCGACUUGAGACAGAGCAUCAAGCAGACGCCAUAUGCAAAACACAUGAACUGGGUCGGGGAUAAGUUAAAAGUGGAUAAUGCGAUGAUUAAAGAACUUUUUACCAAAGUUUCCGAUAGUAUCGUCCAACAUUUAAAAGAUAUUCUAAACAAUCCUGUUAGUCGAGGUGUCGACACCAUUUUGAUGGUAGGGGGCUUCUCAGAAUGUGCAAUGAUACAGGAAGCAAUCAAGACAAACUUUUCUCAUAUGAAAAUCAUCAUUCCGGAAGACGCUGGUUUGGCAGUGGUGAAAGGAGCAGUAUUGUUUGGUCACAAUCCCGCCACAAUUGUUUCUCGGAAAGCGAAGUAUACAUAUGGAGUCAAAAUAACGCGAGACUUCAAAGAAGGUGACCCACAAGACAAAAAAUAUCAAGUCAAUGGAAGAAACAAAUGUAGUGACGUCUUUUCAAAACACGUGGAAAUAGGUGAAACGGUCAAGGUUGGGGAAUCUUUAAAUCCGCAGUCAUAUUUUCCUCUGCACAGCGACGUUGAAGAAGUCGUGGUUCCCCUAUAUAUCUCUACCGAUGAGGAUCCAAGCUAUACAACGGAACCGUCAUGUAACUACCUAGGAAAGAUUGUAGUACCUCUGAAAGGUUCAUCUGUGAAGGACAAAGAAAUAGUCGUUCAGAUGACCUUUGGAGGGACCGAGAUGACAGUAGAAGCCGAAGAAAAGAAAUCAAGCAAAAAGUUAAGAGCCAAAUUUGAUUUUCUUGAUCACUGAAGAAAUUUUUAUUCAAUUUUUGUCUUGUUUGUACACCUAUUUUUUAGUUUGGGUUCGGGUUUAACUCCAGUGAACAUAUUAAACAUUUAACAUUUUAACUGUAACCUCAUUUAAUUAUUAAUAUAGUACACCUACGAAUUAAGCGACGAAACCUGUUUAAAAGUGUUACAAGCUAUAUUUUUUUGUAGAUUUUGAACUCAAUUUCUAUGAAAUAGGAUUCAUGGUUUGCUUUAUAUUUGUUUGUUUAAAGUUACAAUAACUGCAGAGUAUUGUUUUGUUUGAAUUAAACUCUGUUUCGGAGGUGUUUUUAUUGACCUCAGGGCUCUCAUUCGUUUAAAUUCGAUCAAUUUCGUUCUUCCUUCAAACGGAUAGGAGAGGAGCGGAAUUACUCGAUGAUUGUCGAUUUGAGGCUCUGUGUUUUUAUGAUGUCCCUUUAGAUCAUGUCUUAGACGAAAGAGAUGUGCAGUUUUGGAUAAAACCUGGGCUUUUCUCUGACAUCUAAAACAUAUUGCUAAUGUUAAUUAAUGUACGUAAUAUAAACAAUGAUAAUUGUAAUGAUUUUAUGGUUCUGAUCCUGCCUGGAAUUAAAUGUAUAUGAUUUUUUAUAGAAUGAAGAUAAUAACAUCUGUCUGGACUUUUUUAAUGUUUCAUUUUAGUUUAUAAAAAGUGGUUUUUUUUUGUUACAAAUCCUGAUGUAUUGUUUUAUGUAUACAUGUUGUGCUGCCCAUCAAGGGCCCUUAAUUGAAAUAAUAAAUAUUCUUAUUCUAACUUAUUCUUUAUGCGUGUAUCAGAAAUAAAAAUGCAUUAUACAUUUAAGAAAUUUAAGAAAUUUUUAGAAUAGCAUUUCGCCUAUUUUUCUACAAAAUACUCUAUUCUAGGCAGCCGUUUUAGAAUACACCUUUCGUUUGUUUUACCUGUUUUGUAUUUUAGAUAACAUAUUUUUUCAGAGUUUUUAUUAAAGUUUGUAUUAUAUUUCAUUUAGUAUUUAUAGUAAGAGAAAAUAAAAAAGAAAAGAAUUAGAAUGAAUAAAAGAUGGAUUCCCGAAAUUAGUCUGUGAUACAUUGUUAUUUUACAUUUGUGUUCCUUUUAUCAUGUCAAUUGUAUGUAUAUGUAACUUUUAUAAAUAUGAAUUGAAUUUAGAUUAAAUGUAAUGUACUUA
Molecule: messenger RNA, 3192 nt
Organism: Mytilus trossulus (common blue mussel)
Lineage: Eukaryota; Metazoa; Mollusca; Bivalvia; Mytilida; Mytilidae
Product: heat shock 70 kDa protein 12B-like
Exons: 5
Coding region: 225-2033 (602 amino acids)
Molecular function (GO): ATP binding; ATP-dependent protein folding chaperone
Source: RefSeq, a predicted model, not a curated record